UUACCAAAUGAUUCCCAGCCCUAGGUAGAGGGACGGGCCUAUGUAUGCCAGAUAGACAUUUAUAUUGGCAGAAACUAAGUUGGCAAUUAAAAUAUGAACCAACUGGCCAGGCAGAAGGUACUUAUGCAAAUCAACAUUUACAAAUCUAAGCAUUUCCUUAACAUAGCCCUGUGGGCUUGAGUUUAGUAAUAACAUGUUCCAGAGAGAUAGGGGAGAGAGAAGGUGUAGAUUUGCUGUCUCUAUUUAUUUUCAUGGACAUAUCAAUAUCAUGACCAACAUUGUGUGCUCCAUGUGAUGUAAGGUUAUGAAGAUUUUAUUUGAACAGAUGAUGAAUACAUAAAUGACUGCACAGUGACAACAUGUUCCUGCUACUACAAAGUGAUCUCUCUUCAUUUGUGCAAUUUCGGAGAACAGAAUUUUUUCUUUUUCUCUAGAUGAGUGUUGAGUGGAGAGCCAGACAGCCAAUUGAUAUUUGAUCCAGAAAAUACUGUAUACAGGGAGAUACAAAUCUGCUCCUCAUCAAGCACACAUAUAAGAUGGACGAUGGGGGCCGACGAGAAAGUAGGAGACACAGAAUGGAUUGCUCCAAAGGAGGUCAUGCGCCGUGGAACGUGGUACCUCCUUAUCAGAUGAAGGACCAAGAGGCUUUCGUCAUGAAUACGAAAAUCAGAAUGCUCUGCGCUGAACGAGACGCUGCUGUUGAAGAACGGGAUAGAGCAGUGAUUGAAAAGAAUACAGUAUUAACAGAGCGAGAUUUGGCAAUCCAGCAGCGAGAUACAGCAAUUGCUGAGCGAGAUACUGCCAUAAAAGAAAGGGACAAUGCAAUUGCUGCCCUCCACUUUCAGGAAAGCACCAUGAAUGGAACAUUGGGUUGUAGGACACGCGGAACAAAGCGCCCUAAUCAAACUAAAAAUCAUUGCGACAAUAGCACUGAUUCUGUUUGUAUCAAUAGGGAUGUGCCCUUAACUGAUGCUUUUCCUAUAUCGGCCAUUUCAUCUGAAGUUGCCAAGGCACUCCAAGUAAAACGAACAAAGGGAAACAAAGGCAUGUCAAGGAAGUCAGUGAAAUCGCCAAGGAAGACAAAGAAAGUGAAUGAAGAUUUGAAUCGGCAUCUUACAACAGAUGGAUCUAAAGCUGAAUGGGAUGCACAGGAUCUUGGGUCAAUAAACCAGAUCAAGUUUGACGAGUCCUCCAUGCCAAUACCUGUUUGCACGUGUACCGGAAUACCAAGGCAGUGUUACAAAUGGGGAAGUGGGGGUUGGCAGUCAUCUUGCUGCACUACAUAUCUGUCAGAGUAUCCACUACCACAAUUGCCAAACAAACGCCAUGCCCGUAUUGGUGGUAGGAAAAUGAGUGGAAGCGUAUUUAGCAGAUUGCUUACAAGGCUUGCAGCAGUUGGCCAUGAUCUGUCUAUGCCCAUUGAUCUCAAGACUUAUUGGGCCAAACAUGGUACAAAUCGCUACAUUACCAUCAAGUGAUACAUAAAUGUUUGGUUGGGCGAGGAGUUGCCUUUUGUUGGGGGUACAUAUUAGGUGCGGACGCUAAAGAUGCUUGAUUGGCAUCGGAAGAAGGAAAAGAAAAAAAGCUUGACUAUGAUCAAAAGCCCUUUUAGAUGUUCACGAUGACCUCGUGCUGUGAUAAAAUACCAUGCAACUUACUUUUGGAUCAGUGAUUAGCGGCACUAUGUUUGGUAUUUUGUUGGCAAUCUGUGUUUUGCACUUAACCUUGUACAAAGGAGUUUCUAGGAAUUGCAGGUCUACUAUUUUGAGCUUCCCUUUAUCAUAAUCAAUAAGGAGGCUUCUACAUUGUUUCAUGUUUAUCAUCUUAAUCGAAGCUUAGCGAGUUAUCGUGUUAAUUAACUUAUUGCAGCUUCUAUUUCUCUA
This is a messenger RNA of Nicotiana attenuata, 1883 nucleotides long. Its product is annotated as protein BASIC PENTACYSTEINE4. Lineage: Eukaryota; Viridiplantae; Streptophyta; Magnoliopsida; Solanales; Solanaceae. The record is from RefSeq and is a predicted model, not a curated record. Bases 537 to 1478 code for a protein of 313 amino acids. The transcript is spliced from 3 exons. Gene Ontology annotation, cellular component: nucleus. Gene Ontology annotation, molecular function: sequence-specific DNA binding; DNA-binding transcription factor activity. Gene Ontology annotation, biological process: response to ethylene.